CCUGAGUGUUUCAGCUCAUGAUGCUGUGGGGGUCAUGAUGUCCAGCAGGAUGGGGUUUCUACACCUCACGGCGAACCAGAUGGCUUUCAAGAUGUUUGUUCUCUGAGAAGUUUUUCACAUCGUGCUUGUUACAAGUAACCUGCUCCGUAAACAGUGGAGAAACAGAAGAGCUGCUUCAAAGAAGAAGAAAGAAGAGCAUCAUGGCUGACAGGAAGUCGCAGAUUGUGGUAGAGGGAGAGGCGUCCGAGUCAGACUCUGAUGACGAGGUCUACGUGUCGUCUGGUCUCACAGUUCCAGGCGAAGCCUCAGAGACAGAAAGCGAGGACGAGGAAGAAAAACCCGCCAUCUUCCACCAUCACUUACCGCCUCUCACUGUCGAUCGUCAUGACAACGUGUCCGUUACUCAGCAGAGCCCGACCAUGCCCACACACAGCGGCCAUGUGACCUCACUGCUGCAGCAGAAACUGCAGGAGAGUAACGCGCGUCUGUGUGCUGAUGUGAGCCAGAGCGUGAGACAGGUUUAUCACGGAGCCGCGAGGGACAUCAAAGCAGCCACGGCACACCUGAGUCACUCGCAGGGCGUCAUCAUCUCCGCCUCUCACGCCGUCCGCGUCGCCGUGGACGACCUCCGAGCCGUGUGUGAAAAGUUCGACAUCAUCACCAGCUGUCGGUUGCUGCCUGACAUUGCCAUGACAACGGUGUCAUCUCCCACAGCGCCCUUCUCUGCUCCUCUUUAAAUUCAAAUAGACUGUGAUGUGGAGAGUGUUCCGGGGUUAGCUCACUAUUUCUGUUAGAAAACCAGCAGCUGUGAGGUUGUGAGUUCAUAUCCCAGGACUGACAGGGAGCCAGUGGCCAUGAGGUUUUUGGUUUGAAUCCCAGUACUGAUGUAGAGCCGACCAGCAUGAAGCUUCCCAAGAUUGGCAGAGAGCAGUCAGCCAGAAGGUUAUAGGUUUAAACCCCACGAUUGACCGAAAACCAGCAACUGUGAAAUCCCAACACUGCUUAAGAGAUAAAGACCUGGCAACCAUUACAUGAUGAGUUCAAAUCCUAACACUGAUAGACAGCUGAUGAGUCUGAGGGUGAGGUUUUGAAUCCCAGAACUGAUCAAGACCCAGUGCCCAUAAGGUUAUGAGUUUGGAUUGGUCAGCCAGAUGUUUGUGGGUUUGAACCUCGGCAUGGACAGAGGGUCGGCUCUCAUGGUGUUGUGGAUUUCAUGUAUUUCCAGUACUGUAAGAGAGGGUCAGCAUCCAGAAGGUUGUGGUUUUAAAACCUCAGCACUGAUAUAACAGUGUGUCAGAUGGGUAUCUUGGCUUUCUGGCCAUCCUGGGAUUCAAACUCACAACAUUCUGGUGACUAGCACAGAUGAGUGUGUAUCAAUUUUUGAGUUGUUUAUGGAAAUAAAAUUCUUUUUCUUUCCUUUAUCCUGUAA
Messenger RNA from Neoarius graeffei (lesser salmon catfish), 1429 nucleotides. It is a transcript of the gene bloc1s3, whose product is annotated as biogenesis of lysosomal organelles complex-1, subunit 3. The record is from RefSeq and is a predicted model, not a curated record. Gene Ontology annotation, cellular component: BLOC-1 complex. The coding region runs from base 201 to 737 and encodes 178 amino acids. The transcript has 3 exons. NCBI's taxonomy places the organism in Eukaryota, Metazoa, Chordata, Actinopteri, Siluriformes, Ariidae.